AGACCGACUGGUCACACAGACGAUAAGCAGUUCUCAUCUAUCGAAGUUACGCCGGCACGGCACGUGUAGCUAAGUAAAAAGUUUAUUCUUUAGAUUCUCUCAAGCUCUCCAGUUUGCAUUUAAGAACAAAAAUGGCCGCCGCUAUCAAGAAGAUCAUCCCCAUGCUGGACCGCAUUCUGAUCCAGAGGGCCGAAGCGCUGACCAAGACGAAAGGCGGUAUCGUUCUACCAGAGAAAUCGGUGGGCAAAGUGCUUGAGGGCACCGUUCUGGCCGUCGGCCCUGGCACCCGCAACGCCACCACUGGCAAUCACAUUCCCAUCGGAGUCAAGGAGGGCGAUCGCGUUCUGCUACCCGAGUUCGGAGGCACUAAGGUUAACCUGGAGGGUGACCAGAAGGAGCUGUUCCUCUUCCGCGAAUCCGACAUCCUGGCCAAGCUAGAGUAGAUCUCGCCGCCGGAUCACGUCUCACAAUUCUAUGAAUUCUAUGUUUUCUAUUAGUACGUAACACACCCACAAACCACAACUACAAUAAACGCUGAUGCAAUAUUAUUGUUUGCAUUGCGCAUGGACCGUCAUUGAAUAAACUUUCGAGUUACUUGUUAAAA
Messenger RNA from Drosophila ficusphila, 604 nucleotides. Its product is annotated as 10 kDa heat shock protein, mitochondrial. Gene Ontology annotation, cellular component: mitochondrial matrix. The coding region runs from base 132 to 443 and encodes 103 amino acids. Lineage: Eukaryota; Metazoa; Arthropoda; Insecta; Diptera; Drosophilidae. The record is from RefSeq and is a predicted model, not a curated record. The transcript has 3 exons. Gene Ontology annotation, molecular function: protein folding chaperone; metal ion binding; ATP binding.